Molecule: messenger RNA, 1158 nt
Organism: Effrenium voratum
Lineage: Eukaryota; Dinophyceae; Suessiales; Symbiodiniaceae
Source: the annotation of a GenBank genome assembly
AUGGGGGGCGAGACGCAGCGCCUCCGACUGGCGCUGCAGAACGGGGCUUGGGAGUUCCAAAGGUUGCAGAGCUUCAAGGACCACCAGAAACAGGUGACUUGCAUCCGGUUCUCGCCAGAUGGCCAGCACUUUGUGACCAUCUCCCGGGACCGCGUGGCCAACUUCUACCGAAGAGGCAAAUCGGAGGUCGCCUCCGGCGACUUUGAGCUGCUGGGCACGCGGACCAUGGCUGGGGAGGUCACUGCGGUGUGCUGGUUGGACAAGACCACCUCCGUCCUGGCAGCGCGCGAUGACCACGAGCUGCACUAUUUUGAGAUGGGGCAAAAGGUGGAGGAGUCCCUGUGUGUGAACCUCAACGCGCUGGGUGACAAGGUGGUCUCCUUCACCGUGCUGGCGCUCUCUGCAUCCAAGGAUGGGUCCAUGGUGGCCGCCUGCACCGACCGGGCCCGGGUCAUUGUGCUGCAGGCGCGGUCCAGCCGGCAGCUGCGGAAUCUCUACGGCGCAGCGGUGAACGAGUAUGACGUGCCGAGCAUCUGCUUUUCGCUGGACGACUGCUUCCUGUACGUCACCUCCUCCCUGCCACAGCCUUCGGGCGCGCGAGAGCAGGAGGAGGUGGUGGCUUUGUGCGGGCAAGUGGCCAUCUUCGAGCUGCGCACUGCGCAGCUGGUGCUGCAGCUGCCGUGCCACCAGAAGGCGGUGCGCUGCUUCGACCGGCACCCCUUUACAGAGAUGCUGGUGACGGGCUCCUUUGAUAAGACGGCCUCUGAGACUGAGGACGCCGCGCUGGAGUCGGCGCUGGUGGCGCUGAGCAAGUUUAUGCCGCCAGAGAAGCAGGCCCUGGGCGCGCUGCGGGCGGCGCUGCGCCGACUGCGGGCCUCAGAGCGCGCGGCGCUGCGGGAGGCGGGGCCGAUGGCGGCGCUGCCGCGGCGCGCGGCCUUGGAGCCGCAGCUGCGCCAAGUCCUGGAGGAGGUGGAGGCCUUUGUGGCGCGCCUGGGCAGGCCGCGGCUGGUGACCUUGGCCCGGUCUGUGGUGGAUGGCUUCUGCCCCAUGCGGUGGCUCUGUUUUUUGGAGUCGGGCCUGCUGGAGGCGCUCCAGCGGCUCUUUGGGCAGCUGGAGGUCAUCUACAGCGACGAGUUAGAUGCCAGGGAGAUGGCCUGA